CAAAGCACUGUGGGAACUGUUCCUCUGCAGCAAUGGCUUGGCUUGUAGUGAGAAUAGCAUUUUCUGUGUGUUUAUUAUAUACCGCAUUAGCGGUAUUUGAAGAUCAAGUUGGAAAGUUUGAUUGGAGGCAACAGUUUAUCGGCAAAGUGCGUUUUGCCUUGUUUGACACACAUUCUCAAGCGUCCAAAAAGCUUCUGGUGGCAACUGACAAAAACGUGUUUGCUUCCCUCAAUUCUAGGACUGGCGACUUUUUCUGGCGCCAUGUGGAUAAGACUGGACCAGAGGGUCAUAUUGAUUCGCUUCUUAUGGAUGGACAAGAUGCUGUAGUUGUGAUUGGGAAUGGGCGUUUGCUUCGCUCCUGGGAGACCACAGUUGGUGGCUUGAAGUGGGAGACUGUGCUUGAUACUGGAAGCUUUCAGGCCGCUGCCUUAGUUGGAGUCCAAGGCUUUGUGAAGUAUGUUGCCGUGCUUAAGAAAACAGCAAUCUCCUUCCAUGACCUUACCAGUGGUAGCCAGAUAUGGGUGGAAAACCUACCUGACAGCGACUCUGUUCAGUAUCAAACCAUUUAUUCUGGAGGGAAUGGAUUGUUGUUUGUUCUGGGAGUUGUCCCAAACUCCCAUAUUGUUAUUGUUGAAUACAAAAUGGAAGAUGGAGAAAUCAUGAAUAAGAAAUCAGUUGAAGCAGCAUGGAUGUCAAGCUUGGAGAGCAGCUGUGCAGUCAUCAGCUCAGGGAUUCUCUUGUGUGUGGACCCGAUCACACAGUCCCUUUACACACUGCUACUGCAGUCUACAGAACAGAAAGAUAUGAAACAGAUCCAUCUCCAGACUCUGGACUUGGAGGUGGCAUCUGGAUUCCAACCUGUUCUGACAUCCACUCAGCCCAACCCUGCGCAGCCUCCUCUCGCUGAGUUCUUUCUGCAGCUCAGUCCAGAUCAUCACAUCCUGCUGCAGCACAAAGAUGGCCUCAUUGCUCCACUCCGAGAUUUCAGUCCAUCUAAUCUGGUUGCUUUUGCCACAACCGGAGAGAAGACAGUUGCUGCUGUGAUGUCACUAAAGAAUGACACAGCCUGCAGCAUCAAUCUGUUUAGUGCUGAAACAGGACGGAGACACCUGGACACCACCAUUAUCUACCACAUGGACCCCAGUGGAGGAAAGCCAAACAGAAUGUAUGUCCACGCCUUUCUGAAGAAAGAUGACUCUGUGGGAUACAGAGUCAUGGUGCAGAUGGAAGAUCAUACCCUCACAUUUUUACAACAACCUGGCAGAGUCGUCUGGACGAGAGAGGAGGCCCUGGCUGAUGUGGUUGCCAUGGAAAUGGUUGAUCUGCCACUCACUGGAACGCAGGCAGAGCUGGAGGGAGAGUUUGGAAAGAAAGCUGAUGGCCUGUUACCCAUGGUCCUAAAGCGCCUAUCUUCCCAGUUCAUCCUGCUGCAGGCUUGGUUGGCCCAUCUCUGGAAACUCUUCUAUGAUGCCCGGAAGCCUCGGAGCAGUGUGAGGAAUGAGGUCACCAUAGAGACCCUGUCUCGGGAUGAGUUUAACCUGCAGAAAAUGAUGGUGAUGGUAACUGCCUCUGGGAAGCUCUUUGGCAUCGAGAGUAAAUCAGGAACUGUUUUGUGGAAGCAUUUUUUAGAAAACAUAAAUCCCAACUCUGUUUUCAAACUAAUGGUUCAGAGGACAACUGCACACUUUCCUCAUCCUCCACAGUGCACACUUCUUAUUAAAGAUAAGGAUACAGGUCUUGGAAGCCUCCAUGUCUUCAAUCCUAUUUUUGGUAAGAGGAGUCAUACUAGUGUCCCUGCCUUACCCAGACCUAUCAUUCAGUCUCUGUUGUUGCCGCUCAUAGACCAGGACUAUGCUAAAGUUCUCCUCCUUAUUGACGAUCAGUACAAGGUCACAGCUUUUCCAUCUACUAAGAAUGUUCUCCAGCAGCUUCAGGACAAAGCAUCCUCCAUAUUCUUCUACCUAGUGGAGUCCAGCCAGGGCAAACUGUCUGGUUUCCGUCUACGCAAGGAUUUGUCUACAGAGCUAAUCUGGGAGGUGGUCAUCCCAACUGAGGCACAGAAGAUUGUGGCUGUCAAAGGAAAACGUGUAAAUGAACAUGUUCAUUCCCAGGGCAGAGUAAUGGGAGACCGUAGCGUGCUCUACAAGUAUCUGAACCCUAAUCUUCUGGCUGUGGUAACGGAGAGCACUGACACCCAUCAGGAGCGUAGCUUUGUGGGAAUCUUCCUCAUUGAUGGUGUGACUGGCCGUAUUGUACAUGAGGCAGUGCAGCGGAAGGCCAGAGGACCUGUUCAUUUUGUGCAUUCAGAGAACUGGAUGGUGUAUGUAUACUGGAAUGCCAAGUUUCGUAGGAAUGAGUUUUCUGUAUUGGAGCUCUUUGAGGGAGCAGAGCUCUAUAACAGCACAGUCUUCAGCUCACUGGACAGACCACAUCCACCUCAGGUGCUACAGCAGUCGUACAUUUUUCCCGCUCCUAUAAGCACUUUGGAAGCCACACUGACAGAAAAAGGCAUCACCAGCCGACACCUCCUUGUUGGGCUGACAUCAGGUAAUAUUUUAUCCUUACCAAAGAUAUUCCUGGACCCACGAAGACCAGAGGUGGUCUCAGAACAGAGUCGGGAGGAAAAUCUCAUUCCCUAUGCUCCAGAAAUGCCAAUUCGAACAGAGUGGUUUAUAAACUACAACCAAACUGUAUCAAGAGUAAGGGGACUCUACACUGCCCCCUCUGGCUUGGAGUCUACUUGUUUGGUGGUUGCGUAUGGUCUUGACAUCUACCAGACCAGAGUGUUCCCCUCCAAACAAUUUGAUGUCCUUAAGGAUGACUACGAUUAUGUACUUAUCAGCAGUGUGCUCUUUGGCCUCUUCUUUGCUACCAUGAUCAGCAAACGUCUAGCAGAAGUCAAACUGCUCAACAGGGCAUGGCGAUAAUCAUGAUGUCCUGUUGACUUCUCUCUUUCAUGCACUGCAAUGUGCUUGACACAUUGAUGGCAGGAGACUAGCCGGUGACCAUGUCAAAACUGCAAGAUCGUUUGAUAAGUUUUGUGUGUUUUUACCACCAGCUGUCCCAGGGAUCUUGUGUAUUGAGAGGAAGUGCAUAGACAGCUAUGAUAGUUUUCCCCUUUACAGAAAGACAUUAUUGAUGUAGGUUUUAAUAUAUAAAUAUAAUUAUUUUUUUGCCCAGCAUUGAACAGAUCACAGUCUUAAUUUUUUUAUUGUUUAUUUAUUGUGCCUUUUGGGGUAACAUGUGGUUUAAAGUUAUAUCCUUAUUAAAAAUCAACCAUCCCAUGUUUUUAUUGGAUGCUCCCUCACAUCCAAUAAAUUUUUUUCUUUAUACAUUUCAUUCAGCAAUGUUGUGAUUUAAAAAGAUUGAAGGAUGUGUGAAGUGCAUUUUCAAAAAGAGAAUCAAUGAGGGAUUAUUGAAAAGGUACCUCUUAUCAAUUUAAAUUUAAAUGGAUGGAAUUAAUGAUUGGGUUUUUAAAUAAUAAUUUGAGUGCUUAUUUAUAUCUGAUGAUGUGUUUGAGGAUAUAGUGCAUUGUUCCGAAUUGUGCGAAAUGGAUUUGAAUGGGCAAAUACUAAUGCAAAUGAGAACUGUGAAAUUUCAAGAGUCAAGGCAUUUUAAUUGUUUUGUCCUGGAUAUUUAUGAUAGAAGGUUCUGCAUAGAUUAAACUAAACAAUAUGGAUGAACUUUUUCUAGUUGUUUUAUGGUAUGUCAAAUUCACUGGAUGGUUUGGAGCCAUGUUACUUGAAAUAUGUAUGGGCAAAAUCCUACUAUGCCAUGUCAUACUUCAAUUUUGACUCCUUACAAAUACUUGUGAUUUUACAUUUACGUCAAAUGUUUCCACUACUUUUCAUUGAUUCUACUUUAAAAUGUUUGAAAACAUCCUGUCUGCUACAAAUUAAAUACUGAUAUCAGAACAAAGUUUAGUUAAAUUAUAUUUGCAACACAAGGGUAGAUCAAUAAAUUGGUGUGAAAACCUACAGUUUUUUUUUUUUUUUUUUUAAACAAGGAUAAAAUAUGUGUUCAUUUCCCCGUUAAUCACUAAUAAAAGAUGUC
Xyrauchen texanus (razorback sucker) is the source of this 4053-nucleotide messenger RNA. Its product is annotated as ER membrane protein complex subunit 1-like. The transcript has 22 exons. The record is from RefSeq and is a predicted model, not a curated record. Gene Ontology annotation, cellular component: EMC complex. Gene Ontology annotation, molecular function: protein binding. The coding region runs from base 33 to 2927 and encodes 964 amino acids. Gene Ontology annotation, biological process: protein folding in endoplasmic reticulum. Lineage: Eukaryota; Metazoa; Chordata; Actinopteri; Cypriniformes; Catostomidae.